CAUCGACCCGGGUUCUACUUCAUUCCCCCCUUGCGAUCCGACUUUAGCUCUUGAUUCGCAUUGCUCGGGCAUCGCCGCUUGGCGCUCCGGUCAAUCGCGUAUAGUUCGCCUCCAAGUCGGAGCCCAAUCGCUGCUGCAAGCCUCGCGUCUCAGCUCCCGUCUGCAGUCUUCCUCGUCGUUUGUUGCCGUCAACAUCGUCCGCAAUGUUCGAGAAGAACCUGCAGGACCUGGUCAAGGGCAUCCGCUCGGCCAAGGGCGACGUAACUGUGUACAUCUCGCAGGCUCUGCAGGAGAUCAAGGCGGAAUUACGCAGUACCGACCCGUUCGUCAAGGCACAGGCCGUGCGUAAGCUCACAUACCUGCAUAUGCUAGGCUACGACAUGUGCUGGGCCGCGUUCCAUGUCGUAGAAGUCAUGAGUUACGAGCGAUUCGCACACAAGCGCAUCGGCUACAAUGCUGCAUGCCAGAGCUUCACGCAGUCCACAGACGUGGUGCUUUUGUGCACAAACCUGCUCAAGAAGGAGUUCGGUAGCACUAGCGAGUACGAAGUGGGUCUGGCCAUCAACGUACUGGCUAAUAUCGUGACUACCGACUUGGCGCGAGACCUUCUGGGGGACGUAUUGGCCAUGAUGGGCUCUCCUAAGCCCUACGUCCGCAAGAAAGCCACUCUGGUGCUGUAUAAGAUGUUCCUCCGCUAUCCUCAAGGCCUGCGACUGUCCUUCGACCGACUCAAAGAGAGGAUGGAGGAGCCUGACGUCACGGUCGUGUCUUGCGCUGUCAACGUCAUCUGCGAACUGGCCAAUAAGAAACCCAAGAACUGCUUGGGCUUGGCGCCUCAGUUCUUCCGUCUACUCACCACUUCGUCCAACAACUGGAUGCUCAUUAAGGUCGUCAAGUUAUUGGCCAGUUUAGUGCCCGAAGAGCCUCGUCUUGCGCGUAAGUUGCUGGAUCCACUGGCCACAGUCAUCCAGAACACGCCAGCCAAGUCUCUGCUGUACGAAUGCAUCAGUACCGUCACCACGGCGCUGUUGUACACCAAGAAGAGUGAUGGAUCGCAGCCACGCAACGUUGCAGCAGUCGUGAGACUUUGCAAUGAUCAUCUUCGUCGCUAUAUUGAAGAUCCGGACCAGAAUCUGCGUUAUUUAGGCCUUGUGGGGCUUGGAAACUUGAUGAAAUCCCAUCCGUACGUGAUUACGGAGCAUCAGGCGCUCAUUGUGGAGUGCUUGGCUGUAGAUGACAUCACCAUUCGAAUGCGAGCGCUGGAGUUGCUGUCUGGAAUGGUAAAUCCGGAUAACGCGGCCCCUAUUAUCCGGGAACUCAUGCGUCAGACGCUGAGUGCUGAUGGAGCGUACCGUCACGAGCUUAUCACGCACAUUUUGCACGUUUGUUCGGUCAACAAGUACGCGAACAUUCACGACUUUGACUGGUAUAUUCACGUGCUGGUUCAACUCGCUCGUGUGCCUGGUAAUACUGCUGCUACGGUGGAUGCGUCGCUGUCGUCAUUGGCUCCGUCGUCCGGUAGUAUGCUGGGCUCCAGUACUAGCAGUUCGAAAAUGAAAGUGAGCGAUGACGAGCCUGCAAAGCGUUCGCACGGGGUGGAAGUGGCUCGUCAGCUUGUGGACAUUGCAGUUCGAGUCAAGAGUGUGCGUAGUGUGAUGGUGGACAACAUGAUUGAGUUGCUGAUGGAGAAGGAGGCGCUCAGUGGACCUGGAGCCGGUACUUUACAGGAAGUUUACUACGCAGCAGCGUGGAUUACAGGCGAGUAUGUGAUGGAGUUCUUGGACGAUGUGGACGAUGAGGAAGACGAGGAGAGCGAGGAUGAAGAAAGAGAGACGGAAGAGGAGAAGCUGCAGCGACUAGAAGAUCUCGCUGAUGAGAUGCUCCAGCCUCGUACGACUACGCUUCCUGGUCACGUUCAGACUGUGUUUAUCCAGGCUCUAUUGAAGAUCUUGACUGCGAUGGCUGAGCGUGCAGAUGACGCUACGGUGGAGCGUAUUGCGACUGUUAUCAUGGAACGCUUGCCUGCUUUCGUUCAGAGUGAGUAUAUCGAAGUUCAGGAGCGUGCAGUGUGUCUACAGCAGCUCUUACUUGCGUUGGGUAUGGGCCUGGGAGCACUGACUGCUCAAGAACGGACUGAGCGUGCAUUUGAUGGCAGUGCUUUAUUGGAUCCGGCAAAGCGUCUGGACGUAUUGAACUCGUACUUUGCAGAGCGACUCGCUCCUGUUGGUGUCAAGGCGCAGCGUAAAGUGCCACUGCCUGGUGAUCUGGAUCUUGACGAGCCUUUGAAUAAUUCCGAGGCGAAAUUCCUCGAAUCAGGCGGAGAUGUGUCAGCUUUCUCGAGCGAAGAUGACCUGGAGGUCUCGUUCGUUAGUCAGGGUCAUGCUGGGAUUGGUGGAGGCUACAGUGGCAUUGGAGAUGGCUCUCCUGAGCGGAAGCCUGGACACAAACACAGUCGUCAUCGUCGGCAUGAUUCGUCCUCAUCCGAGUCGGAAUCGGAGUCUGAAUCUGAAAACUCUGCCGAGGAGAAGGAGCGGAAGGAGCGUGAGUAUGCGCGUGAACAAGAGCGACUGCGUAAAGACCCCUUCUAUCUGUCUGGAGGCUCACAAGCAUCAGCUGAUGCCAACGCGGGCUUUGCGGAUAUGAUGGGCGCCUUAGGCUCGAACGGCAAGAAGAAGAAGGCCUCAAAGAAGUCAAAGUCUCGAGAUAUUCUAGAAGACGAAUUGAUGCCCGAAGGUGCUCGUUCAAGUGACGAAGACCGUCGACGUUUUCGGAAGAAACGUGGUUCAAUGGGUGAAGAUGAAACUGACCUGGCUGCAGUGGAUUUGAGUAUCCCACUUGGUGAGAACGAGAAGGUUCCUACAGAGCAAUGGUUCCAUCGCCAGACACCUGCAAAACCAGUUGAGGAUGAGAAGAAGUCGAAGAAAAAGAGCUCCAAACACAAGAAAUCAUCGCGUGGAGAGCAUGUCGACAAGAAGAAGAAAGACGUGUCGUCAAAGAGCUCGAAGUCCAAGAAGUCAUCGCGGAAGCAGGAUGUGUUGAUUGGCGGGCUUAGUGAUGAGGAGCAGGAGACUGAAGACCGUCAUCAACGGAGCUCGUCCAAGAAGAGCCACAAGAAGAGCAGCUCGAGUAAGAACGAUGUCGACAAGAAGAAGAAGAGGAAGGAAAAGGGCUCCAAACGUCAGGAGGCACCGCCAGCAGAGCCACUUUUGCUCUUUUAGACGACCCACCAUUGAGUGAGAGCAAGAAAUGACAAAUACGUGAUGAAUUUCUUCGAGGAUAGAGUGUCUAUGGAGUUACGUGGAGUUUACUUCUUGUGCUUAGCCUUCUUGGACUUGUGCUGCUUCUCCUGUUUGUCGGACGAAUGCUUCUUCUUGCGCUUUUCAGCUACAGGCGAAGCUUCGACAGUCUCGCUCUUCUUGGCUUUUACUACAGGCACUGCGUCUACGUGGUCCUCCACGAGCGAGAAGCAGCGAGAGAAUGGCUUUCCUAACACGAAGCGAGCGCGGUCCGAGGCAAGAGGGAGUGCGUUUACGAGCUGGUCCGUGAGCAUACCGUCCUCGCUCUGUAGUAGGUAGUUCUUGUUGUCUACUCCAGCUGUGACCUUGGCCAGCACCUCACCGGGUGCUGCUCCCUUGCUCUCGUCCACUUUAAACGUCACGUUCGCUAGUGCCGACGCGUCCAGCUACAAUAAAAAAAAUGUCAAAUAUUUCGAUCGGGUUUUGUGGUGUCUGCAACGAGCUACGUACGUUCUUAGGCAGCUUGAAGAACCAGAGUUCCUGGUCGUUGUUGAACACGACCUCGCGGGUCACGGAACCGCUGCCCUUAACGCUCUCGAAUCCCGGUGGGAUCUCGAACUCGCUGUACAGCAGUAACAUUGUCAGUAAAUGUGCACAACGUGCAAAAUAAUUCAGCGGUGAAGUUGGGAACGACGCGGUUAAUCACGUACUCGU
Phytophthora nicotianae INRA-310 is the source of this 3950-nucleotide messenger RNA. RefSeq lists its product as hypothetical. Gene Ontology annotation, biological process: protein targeting to vacuole; Golgi to vacuole transport. Lineage: Eukaryota; Oomycota; Peronosporomycetes; Peronosporales; Peronosporaceae. The transcript is spliced from 4 exons. Gene Ontology annotation, cellular component: membrane coat; AP-3 adaptor complex; endosome membrane. The record is from RefSeq and is a predicted model, not a curated record. The coding region runs from base 204 to 3218 and encodes 1004 amino acids.